Messenger RNA from Dracunculus medinensis (Guinea worm), 312 nucleotides. The record is from the annotation of a GenBank genome assembly. NCBI's taxonomy places the organism in Eukaryota, Metazoa, Nematoda, Chromadorea, Rhabditida, Dracunculidae.
AUGUAUGAUAAAAACGGUAGUCCAGGCCGUAAAAAUGAUAGAUUAGACCUGAAACGGCAGAGGCCUUAUGGGCCUGAGAAAACAACAGAUCAGGCAUUACAUAUAGUAAAAAAUAUUAACGGCGAUGAUGAAAAUCCUAUAAAAGAGCGAUUUAAAUGCCGUCGUAAUGGAUGCUGUGACCAACAUGAAUGGUGUCGAUUCUGGGCAUCGGUAGGUGAAUGCAUUGCUAAUAAAGACUGGAUGGAGAAGAACUGCCAAUUAGCCUGCGCGAGUUGUAGCCAUUCAGGUAAAUCGUUCCAAGUAUGGUUCUAG